UGGCAUAUGUAGAGGUCUGGAUCUAAUAGUUGUACAGUGUGGGCUCCACAGAGACGUGGCUUAUGGAUGCUGGAACCAUGAGCGUAAGCGACAAAAGGGGCUACUUAGCCGACCUGGGGGGAGGCUUCACUGAGGAUGCACCCAGGCCUCCAGUCCCAGGGGAGGAAGGUGAGCUUGUGUGCAGUGACGGACGCCAAUGCAGCAACUUAGGCUUCUCUACAAAGAAUGAGAGCCUCAAAUGUGAGGCGUCUGUGGCUACACCCAGGCGACCCGACUUGGACCUGGGGUAUGAGCCGGAGGGCAGUGCCUCUCCGACACCACCCUACAUAAAGUGGGCAGAAUCUCUUCACUCCCUCCUGGAUGACCAGGAUGGCAUCCACUUGUUUCGGAUGUUUCUCAAGCAGGAGGAGUGUGCAGAUAUGCUGGACUUCUGGUUUGCAUGCAGUGGUUUUCGCAAACAAGAAGCUAACGAGGGUAACGAAGAGAGGAAGCUCAAACUGGCAAAAGCCAUCUAUAAGAAAUUUGUCUUGGACAACAAUGGGAUUGUUUCCAGACAGAUCAAACCAGCCACCAAGUCCUUCAUUAAAGACUGUGUGAUGAAGCUUCAUAUUGAUCCAGCAAUGUUUGACCAGGCUCAGACGGAGAUACAGACUAUCAUGGAGGACAACACCUACCCCUUAUUCCUCAAGUCUGACAUUUAUUUGGAAUACACACGGACAGGAGGAGAGAGCCCUAAGCUGUUCAGUGAUCAGAGCUCUGUUUCCGGGAAAGGACUGUCGGGUUACUUGCCGACUUUAAAUGAAGAUGAGGAAUGGAGAUGUGACCACGAGACAGAGGAGCAGACCGAGAGUGACCCCACACCGAGCAACCGGCUUACCCAGAAGCUGCUGAUGGAGACUGCGACGCAGCGAGUGUGCAACAUUGCGAGAUUCCAGGACAGUCACGAGUACAGGCUCGCUGCAUGUCGGGAGCCCAUCAACCCGUACUACGUCAACUCCGGUUACGCCCUGGCCCCUGCCACCAGCGCCAAUGACAGUGAGCAGCAGAGUUUGUCCAGUGAUGCAGACACGAUUUCCCUCACCGACAGCAGCGUAGAUGGGGUACCACCCUACAGAUACCGCAAACAGCAUCGCCGGGAGAUGCACGAAAGUGCCAAAGCAAACGGGCGAGUGCCACUACCUCAUAUUCCACGCCCAAACCGGAUUCCAAAGGACAUUCAUGUGGAGCCAGAGCGUUUCGCUGCAGAGCUGAGCAGCAGACUGGAGGGAGUGCUGAGGGAGAGAGAGGCUCAGGAGAAACUUGAGGAGCGACUGAAGAGGGUUCGAUUGGAAGAGGACGGUGAUGAAAUCAUGCUCACAGCCACAACAUCAGCUGGUCACAGGUUCCUUCCUGGUGCCUAUCCACAGAAUCACAGCUCCCGCUACACUGACAUCACCUACAACGGGGCUUUUCUGAGAGACGCUCAUGAGGAGAACCCCGAGAGUAUCCUGGAUGACCACGUCCAGCGGGUUAUGAAAACCCCUGGCUGCCAGUCACCCGGGGCAGGCCGCCACUCGCCCAAGUCACGCUCACCCGACAGCUUCCCAGGGGGCAAAGGGAUUGGACUGGGAAUGCCGCUGUCAUCAGGCCAGGUCAAACACCCAUCCAGACACGGCCUGAAGGGAGAGAGCAGCCACCUCUACCACCACAAACACGUGCAUCACAUCAACCAGGCAGGCGUCGGAAAGCCCAAAGAGCAGGUGGAGGCGGAGGGAGCCAUGCGUGCGCACGGCACCUAUCCCUGGGGAUUGGAGUCGAGUCAUUAUGGAUCAAGGUCUCGCAACUACGCUGAUGGCAUGGGAUCCAACUCCAUGGAGCAUACAGGUAGCAAAGGUGGCCCACAGUGUAAAAAGGUGUACAGGAAAGGUGAGGAUGUGCGGCCUUAUGACAUGGUGGGAUCCGGAGAAGAGUUGGAGAAGAACCAGAAGAUCCUUUUGUGGCUGAUGGAGGGACAGAAAGAAAUGGUUCCACAGAAGAGAAGCCCGUACGGGAGCACCAGUGGGUCCAAGAGGACCACGGCCCAUGAGGGAUCCCGCCUCGGCUCGGUGGAGAGACCAGGCUCGGUGUACCCAUGCGGUGGCGCCCAGCUGCGGAACAACGUGCAGCCGUCGCAUCCGUUCAUCCAGGAUCCCACCAUGCCCCCCAACCCAGCUCCCAGCCCCCUCAUCCAGCUGGAGGAGGUUUGCCGGCGGCUUGAAGAGGAGAAGAUAAAAUCUGGAACUCUACAGCCCAAGCAAAGGUACGUGAUGGAGGUGAUCCAGAGGGGUCGAACCGCGGUGAGGCCGGCACUGUUCCCUCCGCUCAGCGUGGUGCCCGCCGUUUCUGACAGCGAGCUCUCCGAGCCUGAACAUAAAGCCAGUAAGAAGCAGCCGUGUGAAAACACAGUGGUGGCGUAUUACUUCUGUGAGGAGCAGAUUCCAUACAGGACGUCUGUCAAAGGCAGAGUCGUCACUCUGGGCCAGUUCAAAGAACUGCUCACAAAGAAAGGAAAUUACAGGUAUUAUUUCAAGAAGGUGAGCGACGAGUUUGACUGUGGGGUGGUGUUUGAAGAGGUGCGCGAAGAUGACGCCAUCUUGCCCAUUUUUGAGGAGAAGAUUAUCGGGAAAGUUGAAAAAAUUGAUUGAAGUGCACGUUGAAAAGGAGGAGGAGGAGGAGAAGUAGCGCGUGAUGGACCGAGAAGUGACUGGAUGGUGAAGAGGAAGUGUUAAGAGAUGAAGAACGUGGGAGCAGGGAGGAAACAGAUUCGGUGGAAGAGAUGAAGAGCGAAGCAGUGGCCUCAGCGGGCGUAGCGCCGCUGCAGUGACUAGAGAAAAGACCUCAUCCACUUCUUUGUUAGUGCGUUGUAGACUUAAAAAUGCUUCUAAAGCUACAUAUUUUUGAUAUCAUGUAUCAGAGGGCGAGGGAGUCCUUUUUAAUAUAAUCACACUUGUAAUUUUUAUAUGUAUUGGUACCAGAUGUGUACAGUUUGUGUUUAAAGAUAACAACAUUUUAUAUCUAUUUAACUAUUUAAAAAAAGCUCAUUUGGCCCCUGUUGAAGACGAUCAAAGUCCUUUAUAGGGCUAAGUUUUGUUGUUGUUAGUCAGUUAGUUUUGUUUGUCGCUCACUGGAAGGGCCCUCUGGACUCUGGACUCUAAAGUGCUUUUAAUACUUCACUUUUCAGAUUUUUUAUUUGCGGCUGCACUUUCAUUGUAUUUAUAUACCACUGAGCGUCUCAAUUGAGGCUGCAACAUGAUUUUUCUAAAGCACACAACACUGAGUGACCAGAAAAAUUUCGUACAAUCUGGUACAAUUGAUACAAAAUCAAAAGACUUUUAUACAUAAUAAUAUAGUCUAAUAAUAAUAAUUGGCAUUGUGUGAAAUGAGUCCCUCUUUGACACAAUUUCACAUUAAAUGUGAUAAUUGAUUACUGUUUUCUAGGUUGCAUUAAUGCACAUUGCUCGGGUUAAUUGUAUUUAUGUGGUCGGUCAUUGUAAUCCACAUGUAAAUGAGGUGGAUGGCUGUGUUUGUGUACAGCCUGUCACUGCAUUGUUUUCACCUACUAUCAGCUGAAAAUGAAGUCUAAAGAAAGCUGCCUUCAAAUGAAACGCCAUAGAUGCAAUAACACUUAAAAACAUGAUUGGAAAUUAUCUAUGCAAAAGGUGGUUUGUGAUUUUGCUGUUGCCCUGGUCUAAAGUCUACACUGGAAAUCCAUUGUAUUUGAUGUGUAACAUUAGAAAAGUGUUCAAAGUAGUUUGACCAUUCACACAGUUGAAUGCAGCAGUAUCUCACUGUAGUAAAAGUAAAAAAAUCCUUGCGUCAAGGAACAAGUAGAAAAUAGACUGAUUUUAAUGGCAAUUACAAAAUUCGCCCAGUGGGGCCCAAACCUCUGCAUACAAUUGUAAAAACAAUCAGGAAAUUAAAAAAUCCUGUUAAUGAAAUGUCAUAUGGUAACAUGUAUUAUUUUUAUGUUAUACCUCAGUCAGGUCAUCAAGCUAAAUUGUAUUUGGCUUGAUGUCUGCAGGGAAGCGCUACCGGUCGUACAACUUCGCUGACAAAUCCUCAUUGUGGAUGAGAAGUCUGACCUUUAUUUUGAUAUAAUUAUUCUGAUUAUGCCUGUUGAAUUCUAAUUUAUCGGAUACAAUCAUCUGAAGAUGCUUAUGUGUUAUUAUUUCCAGUUAGACAUCAAACAUUUUAAUUAAUUUACAUCGAUGAAAAAGUGUCACAUCCAGCAUCAGAAGUUGAUGAAACAGAAGAGUAGCCCUUACACCUGUAGACUGUUCUGCAGAGAAGAGUCCUUGGCCCGAGGUCACAAGACCUUGUGUGAAAAGUCGAUAUUUGUGUGCAAUGAAGAUCACAAAACAUUGCUUUUACACACAAACCUCUGCGGUCCCCCAGUCUCACCAGCUUAAACCUUCAAUCACAGCUUCUCGUCGGCUGAGAAAGGGCUGCACUCACAACUGAUUUCUAAUCUGUAGCCUUCGCUUGUUUAUCACAGCUCCAUCUUGUGCCUGACAGGAAUGAAUCGUUAAGUGCAAACUUCUGAUCUACUUCUGAAAGAUCACGUUACACCAAAGAGAAAAAAAAAGCAGAUGCAAGGAGAAGUUCUGAAUCAAUCUCAUUACACUUAUUGCUAGAAUUACUUCUUAGCAAACUAUUAUUGCAUUUUUUUUGUUUUUUUUUGCAAGAUGUGUACGACUUUGACAUUUUUGGUGCAUCGUGACAUGAACGUGAACAUUCGGAGGACUCGUGCUCACAGGACACGAAGAUCUAGUUAUUAUUACAACGUCCCAGACAAUUAUUCUCUGAUUGGAAAUGUGACAUUUUUUUUCUCACAAAAAGAAACAGAAAGCAAUGGCACAGAGUUACUGGGAAAAGGUACAUGACAAUAAGAUUCAAGAUCAUUUUGUAUUUUUCAUUCUGUAUUUCAUCUUUGUUGCUGAAGUCCAUAGUGAGGAAUGGAUUAUAAUAAGAGUAUCAUUAUUUAAUGUUUGUUUGAGAUGCAGUAUUUUGAAUUUUUAACUUAAAACAUAACUUUAAUAUAUUUAGUGCAUCUGCCUCCAGUCGGCCUUUGUACCAGAUCCAGUGAAAUCCUUUUUGUUGUUUUUUUGUUUUAUUUUGAAAUGUAGUGACAAAUCUGUUGUGAAUCUUACUGUGAAAGCCCCACAAGCAAACUUCCCUUAUUUGAGAUCAAUGACAUGUAUAUAAACAUCUGAGUGCCUUUAUGAAUAUGCUAAUGAUGUCUGCAGUUUGACUUUCAGACACGUGGGGGAUAUAAAUGCCAGGGACUAGCUUUGUUGUAUCAUUUUUUUUAAUUUUACUUCAUUUUUUUUGGUUUGGGCUUUUCUUGUAUGGUUAUUAUAUUUGCAAACCUGCUCAACUGUCACUAUUCCACACGUUUUGUUAUGUAAAUAUGUACAAUGUGAAUUGUCAUCAACCAGCAGCCCAGUUAGCACAAUCAGUACCCUGGACCUGUUUCUGUUCACUAACUAGCAUGGUCACCGUUGGUACCUGGACAAUAAAUACAUGCAGUAAACCAG
This is a messenger RNA of Platichthys flesus (European flounder), 5555 nucleotides long. It is a transcript of the gene axin1, whose product is annotated as axin 1. The record is from RefSeq and is a predicted model, not a curated record. Gene Ontology annotation, biological process: negative regulation of canonical Wnt signaling pathway. Lineage: Eukaryota; Metazoa; Chordata; Actinopteri; Pleuronectiformes; Pleuronectidae. The coding region runs from base 63 to 2663 and encodes 866 amino acids. The transcript is spliced from 10 exons.